Molecule: messenger RNA, 1460 nt
Organism: Cololabis saira (Pacific saury)
Lineage: Eukaryota; Metazoa; Chordata; Actinopteri; Beloniformes; Belonidae
Product: keratin, type I cytoskeletal 13-like
Exons: 7
Coding region: 63-1343 (426 amino acids)
Molecular function (GO): structural molecule activity
Source: RefSeq, a predicted model, not a curated record
AGCGGUUCAUCUCUGCCAUCUCCUUCUCUCCAAGGCCACAGACCUCCUGAGGCGUCUCAACAAUGACAUCCUUUCGAACAAGCGGCAUGUCAAGCGGCAUGUCAAGCGGUUUCUCCGGGCGCUCCUUUGGUGGAGGCAUGGGCGGAGGCAGAAUGCAGAGAUCCUAUGCAUCAAGUGUGUAUGGUGGGGCAGGUGGAAGCGGAGCGAGAAUCUCUGUUGCAUCCAGCGGUGGAGGCUUUGGUGGAGGUGCUGGUUAUGGUUUUGGAUCGGGCUCAGGCUUCGGUGGAGGCGGUGGGGCGGACCUCCACGUUGGGGCCAACGAGAAGGCCACCAUGCAGAAUCUGAACGACCGCCUGGGCUCCUACCUGGACAAGGUGCGCAGCCUGGAGAAAGCCAACGCUGACCUUGAGAUCAAGAUCCGACAGUAUUUGGAGAGUAAGGCCGGCCCUGCUGCCCGUGACUACUCAGCUUUUGAGGUCAUCAUUGCUGACCUGCAGGGAAAGAUCCAGGAUGCUGUUCGUGUCAACGGAGGCCUUUUUCUGGCACAAGAGAAUGCAAAGCUGGCAGCAGAUGACUUCAGAACCAAGUAUGAGAAUGAGCUUGGCUUGCGCACAGCGGUGGAGGCAGAUACGGCUGAGCUGAAGAGACUGCUUGAUCAGCUGACGUUAGCCAGAUCAGACUUGGAGCUGCAGAUCGAAGGCCUCAGGGAGGAGCUGAUCUACCUGAAGAAGAACCACGCGGAGGAAAUGGAAGUGAUGAGGAGCCAGGUGGGUGGCCAGAUCAAUGUGGAGGUGGACGCAAAGCCCCAGCAAGAUCUGAGCGCCAUCAUGGCUGAGAUGCGUGCGCAGUACGAGGGCGUGGCUGUAAAGAACCAGAAAGAGCUUCAGGCCUGGUUUGAGACAAAGUCAGAGUCACUGAAGAAAGAAGUGACAGAGAGCACAACACAUCUGCAAUCGUCCAAGACAGAAAUCUCAGAGCUUCGUCGUACAUUACAAGGCCUGGAGAUUGAACUGCAGUCACAGCUUAGCAUGAAAGCAUCUUUGGAAGGCACAUUAGGUGAAACGGAGGCACGGUACUCUAUGAUGCUCCAAAGCCUCCAGAUGCAAGUGACCAGCCUGGAGGAGCAGCUCAUGCAGCUGCGGGCGGACAUGGAGAACCAGGGCCGAGAGUACAAGAUGCUGCUUGACAUCAAGACACGGCUGGAGAUGGAGAUUGCAGAAUACAGGAGGCUUCUGGAUGGAGAGGGCAGUAUUGGCAUGAAAGAGACCACCACUACUAAAAAGGUUAUAAUAGUCACAGAGGAGAUUAGGGACGGCGAAGUGGUCUCCACCACCACCUCAUAACCCUUCUCACAGAAAUCACAAGGAGCAACACUUUCAUGCAACAAGUCACCACCUGAACCGGAGCUACGUCCUUCAAAUACAAAUGUGAAUUCAAUAAAAGCCUCACUUUGCUGACUA